Molecule: messenger RNA, 279 nt
Organism: Didymodactylos carnosus
Lineage: Eukaryota; Metazoa; Rotifera; Eurotatoria; Philodinida; Philodinidae
Source: the annotation of a GenBank genome assembly
AUGUCUCAACAGAAUCAAUUAGCCAAGCAGUUAGAGGCGAGACACAAAUCGGGUCAAGGCUCGAUGAUGUUCUGGAGUAAGACUAAAAAACAUUUCCAAAAUUCGUCGGCUUCUAUAAGAGGUUUUACUAUAUCGAACGGAGCAACCGAAAUAGAUCCAGCGAAAAUGACCGAACUAGCAGUUGAAGAUUACGAGAAACUCUUUGGAGAACCAGUUGUCUACAUCCCUCAUCCGUAUGUUGAUAUACCCUAUGAUAAACAAGACGAUAGUAAAAAAUAG